AUGAAGUAUAUGAAACAUUACUGUUUCUUUCACUUCGGAACUAGAAUCGGCGACGUAUGUGAAGAAUAUGCCAGAUACGAUACAAUUUUAUAUAGUUCAAUUGAAUUAGCUCGCGACGUCAUUAUGCUCUGUACUAGUCUGAACAAUCAUCUUUUAUUCAAAUGUGCAAGGAAGCAAUUGCAUGUUGUAACAUUUCCGAUAUUAUUUUCGCCUCGUGCACCGAAUGGAAUUAUCGAAGCAAACAUCUAUGACCACAUCCGACGAGAGAACGCGGCCUGGUGUGCGAUAAUGGAUAGAAACAAGUUAGCCCCACGUAAGGCCCCAAAUUCUUGUACAUGCAUGCCAAGAUGCGCUUAUAAAACAAUAAUUCUGCGAAACUUAAUAGUAACUCCAGUGAAAAUAUCAAGUAGCGAAGUAGUAUAG
Molecule: messenger RNA, 423 nt
Organism: Dujonia railenensis
Lineage: Eukaryota; Fungi; Ascomycota; Pichiomycetes; Serinales; Debaryomycetaceae
Source: the annotation of a GenBank genome assembly